AUGAUAGCUCUUACUACAACGACAUCAGGCGUGACAGCAGUAAUAAUGCCCGGAGGCCGAACAACACAUUCCAGAUUUAAGAUAAAAAUCUCAAUAACAGAAUCAUCUAUGUGUAACAUAUCCAAGCAAGAUGGAACUUUAAAGCUGAUUAAGAUAGUUAGAUUAAUAAUUUGGGAUGAAGCUCUAAUGACUAAACGUGUUGCAAUUGAAAUAUUAGAUAGAACAUUAAGGGAUAUAAUGGAUCAAGAUGAACCAUUUGGUGGCAAAGUAAUAGUAUUUGGUGGGGAUUUCAGACAAGUUUUACCAGUAGUACCCCGCGCAACAAGAUCACAAACUGUUAGAGAAAGUUUAGUAAGCUCAUAUUUGUGGAGCAAAAUGAAAAAGUUGAAGCUAUCGAAGAAUAUGAGAGCAAGAACAAAUUCAACAUUUAGCGAAUUCCUUUUAAGAGUUGGAAAUGGAGAUGAACCGAUAGUGGCUGAUGACCUAAUAGCAUUGCCCACUUCUAUUUUGAUAAAGAAUCAAAGUGAUGAUUUACCGGAAAUUGUCUAA
Messenger RNA from Asparagus officinalis (garden asparagus), 549 nucleotides. RefSeq names its product ATP-dependent DNA helicase pif1-like. The record is from RefSeq and is a predicted model, not a curated record. Bases 1 to 549 code for a protein of 182 amino acids. Lineage: Eukaryota; Viridiplantae; Streptophyta; Magnoliopsida; Asparagales; Asparagaceae. The transcript has a single exon. Gene Ontology annotation, biological process: telomere maintenance; DNA repair. Gene Ontology annotation, molecular function: DNA helicase activity.